AUGUUUGUGUCCUCACCGCUGAGGCAAAGGAGAACCGAGGGGUCCACACAUAAAGGAAUACCUGUCCGGAGACACUCUUUCACGUAAAGAAGCACAAUGAACGAGGAGGAGCAGUUUGUGAACAUCGAUCUGAAUGAUGACAAUAUCUGCAGUGUCUGCAAGCUAGAGACAGAAACGGGGACCAUGUCGUUCUGCCAUGUCUGCUUUGAACUCAGCAUCGAAGGUGUCUCCUCUGCUACCUUGUUGCACUCAAAGUCCCUGCGCGGCCACAGAGACUGCUUUGAGAAAUGCCACCUCAUCGCCAACCAGAAGCUGUCACGUUCCAAGGUCUCCCGAAGUGCCUACGAGGGCAUGAAGCUGGCCCUCAGCCAGAAACUGAACCGCAUCAUCCAGUACGCCCAGAACAAAGACUCUGUCUCCUCCAACGGCCCCAGCAGACGAGGGGCCAAGCUCCUUUGUUACAGCCAGCAGAGUGACCGCAAGCUGCUGCCCCAGUCGGACGCACAGGUGCCCCGCUACGCGCCGUGCUGGGACACGGGCAAAGCAGCCGGGCUGCCGGAUUACACCAUGGGGAUGUUGGGGUGCCACACGGCGGAGGAGUUGGGGCUGCUGCAGGAGUCACAGUCCGAUGUUUGGUCCAGUGACGGCAGGAAAGGUGUGCACAGCCGGAGCCAGUUAUCAGCAGGAGGACAGACGCAGCACAGGCACCAGGGCCACAGCAGAGAAGAAUUGACGAAAAUGAGUUUGGACGAACUUCAUCAGCUGAACACCGAGCUGCUGAUGCAAAUUCAGAAGGUCUUCGAGGAGCUGACGGUAGCCGUGCAGGAAAAAGACUCUUUGGCGUCAGAGCUGCACGUGCGUCACAUCGCUAUCGAGCAGCUCUUUAAGAACUGUGCCAAACUGCCGUGGCUGCAGAUCAGCCGCGCCGGGGUCAAGGCCAGCAGCAGCAGCAGCGGCGGCGGCGGGCCCCGUGGAGUGAGCAGCACGCUGCUUAGUGUCUGUGCUCCAGUCUGCUUCUCCAAACUGGGGCCGACUCACAUCUGCGGUAUGUAA
Messenger RNA from Plectropomus leopardus (leopard coralgrouper), 1053 nucleotides. The record is from RefSeq and is a predicted model, not a curated record. NCBI's taxonomy places the organism in Eukaryota, Metazoa, Chordata, Actinopteri, Perciformes, Serranidae.